AUGGCCUCGAUGGCCAAUUUCGCGCAAGAGUUCUGGCCCAGGCGUUUUCGCGCGCGCGCUGGCCUCGGCGCCUCGGGCCGCGCCCUCGCAGCUCCAGAAGUCGUCGAGCGGCAGGAAAAGGAGUCGAGCGAGGAGGGUGCGCUCGUCUUCCUGUAUUCAGACAUCCGCAAACGGGUGCCCGAGUGGGCCAGCUCGGGCCCUCGCGACGUCGAGGGGGAGGCCGACGCGCCGAGCUGCGCCAGCAAAGAGAUUCGGGACAUCGUCAACGUUCGUGCCCCGCGCGCGACGCCGGCGCUCGCCCCGCGGGAAGCCGCGGCGGUAGAGAAGGAGCACGAGAAGACGACCUUCCGGACCGCGUGCCAGUGGCAGCUGGCGCGGGGCCA
Molecule: messenger RNA, 383 nt
Organism: Prorocentrum cordatum
Lineage: Eukaryota; Dinophyceae; Prorocentrales; Prorocentraceae
Source: the annotation of a GenBank genome assembly